This is a messenger RNA of Kalmanozyma brasiliensis GHG001, 4842 nucleotides long. Its product is annotated as Helicase-associated domain protein. Gene Ontology annotation, molecular function: RNA binding; ATP binding. Gene Ontology annotation, biological process: maturation of SSU-rRNA from tricistronic rRNA transcript (SSU-rRNA, 5.8S rRNA, LSU-rRNA). Gene Ontology annotation, cellular component: intracellular anatomical structure; nucleolus. NCBI's taxonomy places the organism in Eukaryota, Fungi, Basidiomycota, Ustilaginomycetes, Ustilaginales. The transcript has a single exon. The record is from RefSeq and is a predicted model, not a curated record. Bases 1 to 4842 code for a protein of 1613 amino acids.
AUGAAGAAGCCGGUCCAAGAGCGAUACAACGCCAAGGCGCGUCGCUCAUCCGUCGGCGGCUCUUCUCACAAGAACAAGCGCUCCUUACGCCAACGAGAGGCAGACGCUUACGAUUCCAAUGCACAGCUCAUCGUCCCUGGCAGCGAGGAGGAUGUCAGGAGGAAGCAAGCAGAACAGCAGCGCAAGCAGCUGCUCGAAUCCUCGGGUCAAGAUGCAUCGGCUCCCAUGUCCUCAAAGAAGCGCAAGCGUCUCGACGCUUAUAUCGCCUCGCGCCUCAAGAAGGAAGAGCGCGUCAGGAUCAUGCAGAAGUUAGCACAGAGCUCCGCCGAGAUCGACCGCACCACGCUCAAGUCAGCAGCCACACUCGGAACGGGUCGCGCGAAGACCAUGGAGGAGCGCAUUGAGACCGCCGGCCAAAAGACAGAUCGCGGCAGCGGCAAGCGAAGAAGGAGGACCAUGAACGGCGCCGCCAUGCAGAUCGAGGAGGACGACGACGAUGCCGACCUGGAUGACAUGGAUCAGGCACAACGUUAUGAGGAUGACGAUGAUGACCACGAGGGCCAUUUCACACCACCCGAGGACGUAGAGGAUGACGGCGAAGACCAUGGACCGGUCGGCGAGGUAGAGGAGGAUCCAGCACGCAGAGCAAGAAUCAUUGCCGCUGCGAGCCUGUUCGACAAGUCCAAGCAGCCACCGACCAACGCCGCAUCCGCUUCGACUUCCGCACCGCUUCCAGGCUCAGCUCUUGCCUCUGCACUCGGAUCUGCUCUGGCCAAGGACGCCAACGGCAAUCCCAUCAUGCCCACCAUGCGAAAGCGAACCAAGAAGCCCAAAGCAUCCCGCGUCACCGCAGCUACAAGACUGCAGCAGGCCCGCGAGAGUGACUCGAGCUUCGACAGCUCCGAGUCAGAGUCUGACUCUGCAUCUGCGUCAAGCUCAAGACUGCCUCCAGCUUCGACUGCGGAUAGGGAUGUCAUCGGACCUGCUCCACGCGCUUCGCUGUCGAGAAAGAAUCAGGAGAAGCGUCUGGCGCUCGAACGCGACCUCAAGGGCAAAGGCAAAGCGGUCUCAUCAGGGCCUGGAUGGGCUCAAGACGACUCGGGAGACGAUGCGGCCGAGCCUGUGGCACAUCAUAUCGCCGGCGAGUCCGACCAGGAUAUGCACGAUGACGACGACGGCGACUCGGAUCUAGGUUCAGAGGAACCGGACACCGACGAAGACGAAGAAUCCAUCUUCCUCGAAGCUAUGCGUCGUCGAGGUCUCCUCCCGGCCGAUGCUACCUCCCUCGACGAAGAUGUUGCGACUGCAUCUGGAUCGGCCAGCAGCUCCGCUCUUCCCACGGCCAAGUCAAUAUCGUUGGCUGCGGAAGAGCAAGAAGCAGGCUCCGAGGAAGAGGACGAAGACGACGAUGACGAUGAAGACCACGAUUCUGACGAUGGCGAAGAAGACGACGAAGAUGAGGAUGACGAUGAGGAAGACGAAGAGGAGGACGAAGAGGAGGACGAAGAGACUCAGGAAUAUCGAUCUCGUCGCAGAGGCAUCGGCACCACUAAGCGCAGCUCUGGCUUCAAAGACUGGGCGCGUGCUGCGGUCGGUAUCGGAGGUUCCGCUUCCAAGGCUGCCAAAGCUGAUGCCGGGCAAGGUGAUCAGACCAAUGACGUGGACGAGGACGACACUACAUACAAUCUCGAGCCUGUCGGAGGCUUCAAGAUCAAAGUCAGCGAUAUCAUGCCCAAAGACGGCAUUGCGCGCGGUCCCCUUGGUCGAGACCAGGAGAACGUCAGGGAACGUUCCGCUUUUGCCAACAAGCACUACACCGAGCUUGAGGCUGCCAAGGCCUCCAACGACGCCACCACGGAGGACUCAAAGUCAACUGACGCCACCACAUCCCCCUCGAAGCUGCUCACGCACGUCGAGGUGCAGCGUUCAGAGCAGCUCACCGUAGCACGAUUGCGUCUGCCCGUCGUCGCCGAGGAAGACACCAUCGUCAGGACGAUCAUGGAGAACACCGUCACCGUCAUCUGUGGUGAGACCGGCUCGGGUAAGACUACGCAGGUGCCGCAGUUCCUCUACGAAGCCGCGUUCGGCUCUUCUGGCAGUCUCAACCCAGGCAUGAUCGGUGUCACUCAACCACGACGAGUCGCCGCCGUCAGCAUGGCCCAGCGUGUCGCCUCCGAGCUCAACUUGCCUGCGAAUCGCGUCUCACAUCAGAUCCGAUACGAUGCCACUGUCAGCCCCAACACGGCCAUCAAGUUCAUGACCGAUGGUGUGCUACUGCGAGAGCUGGCGACCGACUUCCUUCUCACCAAGUACAGCGCCAUCAUGGUCGACGAGGCGCACGAACGCAGCAUCAACACCGACGUGCUUAUCGGCGUGCUCAGUCGUGUCGUGCGUCUUCGUGAGAAGCGCUGGCUCGAAGGUGUCGCCGAUGCCAAGCCACUGCGUCUCAUCGUCAUGAGUGCCACGUUGCGUGUGUCGGACUUUACGGAGAACACGACGCUCUUCCCCUCACCGCCUCCUGUGAUCAACAUCGGCGCACGUCAGCAUCCCGUCACCGUGCACUUCAACCGCAAGACCGUCCAGGACUACAUCACCGAGUCGGUCAAAAAGGCCACCAAGAUCCAUGCACGACUGCCACCGGGAGGCAUCCUCAUCUUCUUGACGGGUCAGCAGGAGAUCACGACCGUCUGCAAGAAGCUCGAGCAGCGAUUCGGCAGGAAGGCGCUCGAGCAGAAGAGGAAGAACCGGGAGCGCGUCCAGGGCAAGUUCAAGAAUCGUCGCGAAGAGGAUGGGGAUGAUGCGAAGAAGGUCGAGGGUGGCUCCGGUGCCAGUGUCAAGAUCACCGCGAGGGACGGUGACGUCGAAGCAGAAGAAGUGGAUCUCGGCUUGGACCGCGACCUGGCUGCUGAUGUCGACGACGGAGCCAUGGCCGGCGAUGACGAUCCAGACGCCCUCGACACGGACGACGAAGCCGACGGAAGCGACAGCGAAGCCGAAGCUCGCCACGACGACGACCUACCCGACGAGCUCAAGGACGACAGCGAUGUGCCCAUGCACAUCCUUCCCCUCUACUCGCUCCUCCCCUCGGAAAAGCAGAUGCGCAUCUUCGAAGCCCCGCCCGUGGACACGCGUCUCGUCGUCGUCGCCACCAACGUCGCCGAGACCUCGCUCACCAUCCCCAACAUCCGCUACGUCAUCGACUGCGGUCGCAGCAAGGAGCGCAAGUACGACCUCAUCUCGGGCGUCCAGUCGUACGAGGUGUCGUGGAUCAGCAAGGCCUCUGCGUCGCAGCGAGCGGGUCGUGCCGGUCGCACAGGUCCCGGUCACUGCUACCGCCUUUACUCGUCGGCUGUGUACGAAGACCACUUCACGCAGUUCUCGAGCCCGGAGAUCUUGAGGACCCCCGUGGACGGACUGGUGCUCUCGAUGAAGGCGAUGAACAUCGAUAACGUCGCCAACUUUCCCUUCCCCACGCCGCCAGACCGUGUCGCGCUCAAGAAGGCCGAGCAGGUGCUCACCCAUCUCGGCGCGCUCGAGGCUCCAGCCGUCGCGUCGGUCAGCAUCGGCAAGAACAAACGCAAGCUCAACCACGCCCAAGUCACGGAGCUCGGACGGACCAUGACACUGUUCCCCGUCUCCCCUCGGUACGGCAAGAUGCUGGCUCAGGGUCAGCAGCACGGAUGUCUGCCUUACAUCGUGGCGAUGGUGGCAGCUCUCAGCAUCGGCGAUCCUUUCAUCCGCGAGCAGCUCAUCGAGGAAGAGUAUGGCGAACGACGACGCACCAACGACUCAGCAGACGCAGACGAGGACGGCGACGACUAUGAUCGUGCAUUUGGCAAGAUGGACGGCGAUGAGGACCUCAACGCCGAGCUUUCGAACGUCACCAACAGCGACAUGCUCGAUAAGGAGCGACGCAAAGCUCGACGAGCCAAGUACUUUGCCGCGAUGCGCAAGUUCGAAGCUCUCGGCGCGGGAUUGUCGGACACGUUCCGGCUGCUUUCCGUCGUCGGCGCGUACGAGUACGCUGGCGGAUCAACGACUUUCUGCGACAAGAACUUCCUCCGUCCCAAAGCCAUGGAGGAGAUCCAUAAGCUGCGUGCUCAACUGUGCAGUCUCAUCUCCUCGACUUUCCCGGACCUCGCCUCCUCCCUCUCCAACCCGAGACUCGCCCCGCCGAGCGAGACGCAGUUGAAAGUGAUCCGUCAGCUCAUUGCCUCCGCCUACAUCGACCAAGUCGCCGUCCGUGCAGACCUCAUCUCAAACGACAGCGUCGUAUCCAGCUCCAUCAUCCGACCAGACGAGCGGACGAAUCAGAUGCUCUUCCGCCUUCGCACCAAAGGCGGCGGCGACCGCAUGCAGUCCACCCGCGGUGUGCCGUACAAAGCGAUGGGCGUACCCGGCUUCGCCUUCAUCCACCCGACGUCGUCGUUCUACCACACCACCCCGCCGUCCUGGGUCGUCUUCAGCGAAGUGCAGCAGAGCAACUCGAAAUUCGCCAAGACGGGCACGGAGGAGGAUGCACCGGGGACGGUGUGGUUGAAGACGCUGACGAGGAUCAAUCCGGUUUGGCUGGCGACGUUGGCCAAGGGGUUGUGUAGUUUCAGCAAGCCGACGCCGGUGGGUGCAGCGGGGCAGGGGGAGGUGGAUCGGUUGAAGGCGAGCGUUCAGGCGGUGAAAGCGGGACAGGCGGCAGGGGAGACAAUGCGGGAGGUGCUGGUGACGCCGACGUAUGCGGUGGGAAGCGAGAAGGAUGGGUUGGCGGGAGGUCUCGGUUGGCAGUUGCCGGCGAUCAAGGCUAAGCAGCGGUUUGUGGAUGGACGAUGGGUGCUCAUCCUUCCUUAA